Molecule: messenger RNA, 1929 nt
Organism: Penicillium soppii
Lineage: Eukaryota; Fungi; Ascomycota; Eurotiomycetes; Eurotiales; Aspergillaceae
Product: S53 family peptidase
Exons: 5
Coding region: 1-1929 (642 amino acids)
Biological process (GO): proteolysis
Molecular function (GO): serine-type endopeptidase activity; tripeptidyl-peptidase activity
Source: RefSeq, a predicted model, not a curated record
AUGAAAUCUUCUCUUGUACUUUGUGCCCUAGCGGCCAGCGCUAUCGCCGUGCCAAUUGAGCCCAACUAUCGAGUGCACGAGCGCCGCGAAUUUAUCCCAACCUCUUGGACCGAAGGCAGAAAACUUGACGCAAAGGUGUCCCUGCCUGUACGAAUUGGCUUGACCCAGUCUAAUCUUGAUCGGGGUCACGAUCUGCUCAUGGAUUUGUCGAACCCGUACUCGAGUCGCUACGGGAAGCAUCUCACUGCUGAUGAGGUGCAUGACCUGUUUGCUCCGUCCGAGAAAAGUGUGGAAGAUGUGCGUUACUGGCUAGAGUCUGCUGGAAUUGCACGCGAUCGUAUCUCCCAGUCUGUAAACAAACAAUGGAUCCAGUUUGAUGCCAAUGCCGAAGAGUUAGAAAAGUUGCUUCACACAGAGUACUAUGUUUAUUCCCAUGCCGAAACUGGUCGGUCGCACGUGGCGUGUCAAGAAUAUCAUGUCCCGAGCGCUGUGCAAGAGCAUAUCGACUAUAUAACGCCAGGAAUCGCCCUGCGCGAGGUUACAGGCGCUCGGAGGUCUGCGAACAAAUUUGGGAAACGCUCUAUGAAUGGACUUCCUCCAAUUCUUGAGCCGAUAUUACUACCAAUCGAGAGGCUGCUGAGCGGGCUUUCCUCCUAUUGCUCGCUCGCUAUCACACCACAAUGUGUUCAAGAGAUGUACAACAUCACUGAAGGCCACUCGGCCACAAAGGGAAACGAAUUGGGAAUCUUUGAAGGCAUUGGAGAUGUUUAUGCACAAGAAGAUCUCGACUUGUUCUUUUCGACAUUCUCUCCAAAAAUCCCAACAGGCACACACCCAACUCUCAAGGCAGUUGAUGGCGCUGUGGCCCCCAUAUCAGUUCUCAAUGCAGGAGCCGAGUCUGAUCUUGACUUCCAGAUCUCGUACCCGAUUAUUUGGCCGCAGAACUCAAUCCUAUUCCAAACAGAUGACAUGCAGUACGAGAAUGAUUAUACGUUCCAAGGAUUCCUCAACACGUUCCUGGAUGCCAUUGACGGCUCAUAUUGCAGCACAAUCUCGCCCCUGGACCCUCCCUAUCCUAACCCCAAAGCUGGAGGAUACAAGGGCUCUUUGCAAUGUGGCAUAUAUGCGCCACCCAAGGUGGUCUCAAUCUCAUAUGGUUCCGCCGAGGCAGAUCUUCCCAUUUCCUACCAGCGGCGCCAGUGUGCUGAGUUUAUGAAAUUGGGUACGAUGGGUGUAUCAGUGGUAGUUGCCUCGGGUGACUCCGGUGUGGCGGGACGUGGAGGCGAUCCUACUCCCAGCAACUGUCUUGGUCCCAAUGGCAAGAUCUUUGCCCCAGAUUUCCCUGCCUCCUGUCCAUAUAUAACUGCGGUGGGAGCGACCGAAAUGCAAUCUGGCAGCUUACCGGCAGAUCAUAAGGAGCAGGCUGUGACCAGAUUCCCGUCCGGUGGUGGUUUCAGUAACAUCUACAAGGCGCCUGAUUAUCAAACCCAAGCUGUUGCCGACUACUUUGCCAAGGCAGCGCCUUCGUAUCCGUACUAUGAGAGCGUGGACAACAGCAGCUUCGGUGCAAACAACGGUAUAUACAACCGUAUCGGUCGUGGGUACCCGGACGUGGCUGCUAUUGGGGACAAGGUCAUCAUCUAUAAUAAAGGAACGCCGUCGUCAAUCGGCGGUACAUCGGCUUCUGCACCCGUGUUUGCUGGAAUCCUCACCCGUAUCAAUGAAGAACGAUUGGCCGCUGGAAAGUCUACAGUGGGCUUUGUGAACCCGGUUCUUUAUGCUCACUCGGAAGCAUUCUUCGAUGUGACCAAAGGUACAAAUGCUGGUUGCAACACUGAUGGCUUUUCUGCGGCAGAAGGCUGGGAUCCGGUGACUGGACUGGGUACUCCGAACUACCCAGCCCUUCUGAAAGUAUUUAUGAGCUUGUAG